Messenger RNA from Penaeus chinensis, 1874 nucleotides. RefSeq names its product plexin-B-like. NCBI's taxonomy places the organism in Eukaryota, Metazoa, Arthropoda, Malacostraca, Decapoda, Penaeidae. Gene Ontology annotation, cellular component: semaphorin receptor complex. Bases 63 to 1874 code for a protein of 603 amino acids. The record is from RefSeq and is a predicted model, not a curated record. Gene Ontology annotation, biological process: positive regulation of axonogenesis; sensory neuron axon guidance; regulation of cell shape. The transcript has 3 exons. Gene Ontology annotation, molecular function: protein binding; semaphorin receptor activity.
GUCGCAGUGUUGGAUGGUGUUGAUGGGCGGGCGUGGGCGGGAGCAGCGCCCCCCGCGGCACUAUGUGUGAGUGUGGCACUCCAGACGACGCCCCCGGCCCGGCCCGCAGGCCCGCGCGGGUGGACCAAGAGGCGGGCCAGUCUGCGGGCCACACACAUACCCGCACGCUGAUGGGGACCAGAUGUGGGCCGAGGGCGAGGGGGGUGGGCGUGAGUGUUCUAGUCUUUUUGGUGUUAGUGUUUGGGGCGUGUGUGGCAGCUGGACACCGGACACACCGUGCCAGCGGCGGUGCCAGCGGCGGUGCCAGCGGCGGUGACGGGGGCGCGGACGCCGCCGAGAGCGAGCACCCCCUCGUGUCGCAGUUCUGGACGCGCAACCAGAGUCUGGAGCUCCAGCACAUGGUGUUCAACAGGGGCGCGGGCGUCCUGUACGUGGGCGGGACCAACCGGCUGUGGGCCCUGGGCGUGGAGCGGCUGGAGCUGCGGGCGCAGGUGGAGACGGGCCCGCGGUUCGACUCGCCGCGCUGCCACGCGUCCGGCUGCGGCCCCGAGCGCCGCGUGGCCCGAGUACUUACCGACAACGUGAACAAGGUGCUGGUGCUGGACCCCGAGGCCAGCACCCUCAUCAUGUGCGGCUCCGUGUCGCAGGGCGCGUGCGAGAAGUUCCGCACCGCCAACAUCUCCCUCACGCCAGAGUUCCUCCCGCGCUCCGUGGCCGCCAACGACCCCAAGUCGUCCACGUACGCCUUCGUGGGGCCCGAGCGCUACAACCCGUGGGGCGGGUCGUCGGCGCUGUACGUGGGCACGACCUUCACUACCGUCGGCGACUACCGCCACGACGUCCCCGCCAUCUCCACCCGCAACCUGUACGACCUCGACUACGCCGAGUUCUCCUUCUCGAAGCAGUCGCUGCUGCGGAUCGACGUCAAGCUGCGCGACCACUUCCUGGUGCAGUACGUGUACGGCUUCCACGAGUCCAGCUACGUGUACUUCCUGACGGUGCAGAAGAAGUCGCACCUGCCGGGCCAGGAGGAGUCGGGCUACAUCUCGCGCCUGGCCCGCACCUGCAUCACGGACGCCAACUACGACUCGUACACGGAGAUCACGCUCGAGUGCCAGGGCGCCGACGGCAACAACUACAACCUGGUGCAGGACGCCAAACUGGUGAGCGCCGGCAGCGACCUGGCCUCCAGCAUGGGCGUUAGCGUCGACGACCCCAUCCUGGUGGCCGUGUUCGCGCCGUCCCAGGGCCACACGGCCAGCCCCGAGGCGUCGUCGGCCGUGUGCGUGUACUCCGUGCGGGACAUCGAGGCCAAGUUCAACGAGAACAUCCACAUGUGCUUCAACGGCUCCAUGCAGUACCGCAGCAUGGAGUACAUCUCGGGGCCCAUCCUCGACGGCAAGUGCCCCGCCGCCGGGACGAUGGGUAACAUCUUCAACUUCUGCGAGGUCGGCCUCAAGAUCUCGGGCGUGUCCCCGAUCCACUCGCGGGCGGCGCUCCUGUACCGCAACACCAGCCUGUCGGCGGUGCAGGCGGCCACCACCGCCCACCACACCGUCCUCUUCCUCGGGACGACCACCGGCUCGCUCAAGAAGACUUCCACCCCCACCCCCGCCCACACUCGCCGUAAGCACCGCCGCCCGCGUCUUGCUCCUUGCGGAAGAUCUGUGCAUGAACUCGGGUUAAACGCUCGGCAAACAGAGGCGCUGCAACAGGUGGGCGACAUUUUAGCCAGAUUUCCCACGUCUUGGGAGCUCGUCCUCGCGCGGCUGUGUUCUCCGUCGGGCUGUUCACACGCCUCGGCUCCGCGACAGGAUGGAGAGACAGGCAGUUUGUCGAAGGGAGAGGUGCUCGGGUUUCAUCGACUUGACUGA